GGCUGUGACUGAUUGACAGCUGAAUUCAGAUUUUCUAACCUAAAAUAAGAGAUGAAUGCAAAAUUUUAACGUCAUGAAUAUGAAUAAUUAGUUUAAGUUCAGUUUGAAAGGUUGAUUUAGUGAGUCAUCAAUACAAAUGAAAUGUAUUUUUGUGUAGUUUACCUAUUUGAACAGAGUUUUAUCAUUUAAAUUGUGCUAACUUCACUAUCUUUCCGUUCUUAGUGCUGUUUUUGGGCAAUUGUUGAUUGUCAAGUGGCUAUGAAUAUCUAUUUUGAAUUUUAAAAAAACUAAAUUUUCACAGAAAUGGCAUGUUUUCUUGUUCAUAAUAAUGAUACCACAAUUACUAUACCGCAAGUUGAAAACACUAACAAUAUUGUGUUUUAUAUUAUAAAUGUAAAAGUUGGGCCAGUUGAAUGGUCAGUCAAGCAACGCUAUAAUGGAUUUCUUGAAUUGCAUGAAAUACUUGUGUCAGACCACAGUGUCGCCAAAGACUUGUUACCGCCAAAGAAAAUUAUAGGCAAUAAAGAUCCAGUUUUUAUAGAGAAAAGAAGAGCUGGCUUGGAAACCUACCUUCAAACUGUAAUAACUUUUCUACAGAAAAGAAUGCCCAGAGAGUUGGUUAUUUUUCUUGACAUGCAUUCAUACGAAAUAUUGUUCCUCUUGCAAGAGUUCUCCAUGUUUUUAUUCCAGGAAGGUGAAAAUCUACUCUUUGCUUCAAAGAAAUACACGUUUUGUCCACUCAAGUUACAUGCGAUCAGUGAGCGUUUGAAACAGCCCUGUCCGCCACUUGAAAUUUUUGACAAGCGACAUGACUUCAGUCAUAUUUUGGACUUCUGCAGUCAACUGAUGUGCAUCAAAAUUGAAGGCGGUGAUGAAAAACUCGGUACAAGUAAUAUUGUGCUCAAUCAACUUUCGUUUGAGUUGUCUGUUUUCAAGCUAGUUGAAACUCUCGGACUAAGCAGAGUGAACUGCGGCAACAUCUACGGCCUGGGCACGCUGAGAGAAACCAUCAAAUCGCUUUCGGUGCGCUACUGCCGAGUCAGAUCGCUGGGAGAGGUGUUUCUCUGCGAUGAAGUUCACAAAACCGUUGAAAAUGUUUGCGACGAGAAAGUGUGGAAGAAGCUGGACGAAGCUGAUUUCAGUCACAACGAAAUUGCAGAAACCGAUGAAGUGCUCCGUUUGGCUCCAAACUUGAAACGCCUGAUGAUCAGCCACAACCAGAUAACAAAGGUGAGCGACAUGACGUUUCUACCGAAGCUGACACAUUUAUCUCUAUCAGCCAAUAACAUCACAGAACUGGACGACCUUAGCAAGCUGUUCAAGCGAAUAGUCUACCUGGACCUCUCGCAGAACAACAUCACUUCGCUGAAGGGUUUCGAGAACCUGCAGACCCUGGAAGGCAUUGACCUCAGCACGAAUGCCAUCAAAGACAUGGCGGAGGUUCAGCACAUUGUGUCUUUGAAACUGUUGGACUAUUUGAAUUUGAGCGGGAAUCCAGUGACGACGAUCAUCGACUACAGAGUGAAAGUGCUGGAGAAGUUUGGAAGCAGAGCUGGUCAGUUGUGUCUGGACAAUGAGAAGCCCACCCAGAAAGAGCUGGACACUGUUUCGGUGCUACAGGCGCUCAGGAUUGUCAAGGAGGGGCGCACGCCCACUUUCAACGUUCCUCCACCGUUUCCCAACACCUUUUCAUGACCGUCGUCGUUUGAAAUCGUCAUAAAGAUCCCAUAAAAAUGUAUACGUGACUAUCGUCAUUCGAAAUAAGGAUCCCAUAAAAGUAUUUAUGACCGUCGUCAUUCAAAUCGUUAUAAGGAUCCCAUAAAUAAGUAUUCUUGGUCGUUGUCAUUUGAAAUCGUCAUAAGGAUCUUAUAGAAAAAUAUUCAUGACCAUCAUCGUAUGAAAUAGUUUUAAGGAUCCCAUAAAAAUAUUAUUAUUCAACAAUGUUCACAGUCUGUCAUAAGAAAUACUCCAUAAUCGGGUCAUUCGAAAUCGGCAUAAGGAUCCCAUAAAAAUUAUUCAGGACCGUUGUCAUUCGAGAUCGUCAUAAGGAUCUCAUUAAAAUAUAUUCAUGGCAGUCGUCAUUUGAGAUCUUUAUGAGGAUCCCAUAAAAAUAUUAUCAUUCAAAAAUGUUUAAAGACUGUCAUAGAAUCGAGUUCACUCCAUAAUCGAGUCAUUCAAAAAUCGUCAUAAGAAUCCCAUACAAAUUAUUCAUGACCGUCGUCAUUCGAGAUCGUUAUGAGGAUCCCAUAAAAAUAUUCAUGGUAUAUUAUUCAACAAUGGUCACAGACUGUCAUAGAAGUGCUCCAUAACCGAGCAUUUCAAAUCCUUAUGAUGUUCCCAUAAAAAUAUUUAUGAUAAAAUAUUUAUCAAACAUUCAACUGAUCUCUCCUAGAACUGCUACAUAACCGAGUCAUUCAAAAUCAUUAAAAGGAUCCCAUAACAAUAUUUAUGGCACAUUAUUCAACAAUUUCACCGAACUAUCUUAGAAUUUGUCUGAAUCGCAUUAAGUAGAACUUCACGUUGUUCUACUAGAAUAGUUUUGUUGAUAAAACAUUUGAUGAAAAACUAUCACAUUUCAAAACCGAACAAUCGAAAAGGAGCUGAAUUAGCAUGUAAAUUUAUUUCUGCGAAUAUGACAUAUUUGUUGCAAUGAAAUGCAAGUAUGAUUGAUAUCAAGAUAGAAAAAAACAACUAUCAAUGUUUCUUAUCAUUAGUAAAAAUCGGAAAUUUCUUCGAAAUAUUACCACACAGAAUAACGUAUACUUGAGUGCAAUGUUAAGUGGAUAUGAUUAGCUAUUACAAUAUAUUCAAGUUCUAUUGGUGCAACCCAGAUAAGACUUUUAAUGUUAGCUUGGAGAAUAGAUUAAAAUAAAAUUGAAAUUCCUAUAAUGCACUAUUUUUGUAGACUGAACUUUCCAUGCAAUUAACAUGUAAAGUUUUUAGAUUAGUUAUGGUGAAGAUGUUUCACAUUAUAUUGGUGCAAUCUUUUAGUUUUGUAACUUAGCCUGAAAAUUACUGUAUUAAACUCUGCUUAAACCUCUUAUGAAAAGUAAUAAAUUUCCUUGAAGGUUAAACUUUUCAUCAACAAUAUUAUUUUUUUAUUGACUAGCACUAUACAUAAUUAUUAUCAUUAUUGUGUUAUUAUUUUACUGUGAGGAAACAGGAAAUCAAAUUUUAAUACGAUUAUUAUUAUUAUUAUUAUUAUUAACAUUUGUAUUUAUAGUUUGGAUUAGAUAAUUGUAAGUAAAUAAAUGAAUGAUUGUUGAUUCAAAUUUUUUCAAAUAAUUUCGUCACAUUGUAAAUCAUAUUCAAAUGCUACUACUGCAAUUAUUUUGUAGAUUCGAAGAGUUAUUUCUCUCGAUCAAUUAUUGUUAUAAGUUUGAUCUCAAGAGGGUUUCAAAUCAAAUUUAGAAAUUGAAUUACAGUAUUGUCUUGAGUUCAUUUUCAAUAUCAAUUGUAUCAUAGUAAGUUAGUUAUUUCACAUGUAAUAAAUUUAACUUCAAUACGAUAAUCCUAGCACAUUCUGAAAUUUAAUUUGUGUUUAUAUAUUUGAAAUUUAUUCAUUAAUUUUCAAUAAUAAAUAUUAUUAGUUGUUUAAUUAUUUUCAAAAUAUCUUGUUCAUUGCUAUUUUCUUGACAUUUUUUUGCUGAAAUUGUAAGUUGUGCUAGAGUUUAAUUCAGUUGACAAAUGUUGAAUUUUUCAUGAAUUUCAAUUGUUGAGUAAUUAAAAAGCAAUUAUCUCAAAAUACUAAAUUAUAAUAUUUUAUAGUAAUCGUUGUCUGAUUCAAGUGUAGGUUGAAGAAUACCUCCUUGUAGAGAUUUACAAUUGAAUCUAAUAGAGAUACUGAUGCAUUUCUUAGUACCUGAAUUAGCUUUAGGUUUAGUAUGACAACAUGCAUUUCAAUAAUUGUUACACAUUAACAAUAAUUGUUAAUUUGUAAUUGUAACAUUAACAUUAAUUGUUAUUAAUAAUUUCACCAAAUUUGAUUUCACAUUUCAUAAUUGAAAAAUUUUU
Nilaparvata lugens (brown planthopper) is the source of this 4014-nucleotide messenger RNA. Its product is annotated as nischarin. The record is from RefSeq and is a predicted model, not a curated record. The transcript is spliced from 4 exons. Gene Ontology annotation, cellular component: cytoplasm. The coding region runs from base 304 to 1695 and encodes 463 amino acids. Lineage: Eukaryota; Metazoa; Arthropoda; Insecta; Hemiptera; Delphacidae. Gene Ontology annotation, molecular function: protein kinase binding; phosphatidylinositol binding.